This is a messenger RNA of Penicillium pulvis, 1842 nucleotides long. RefSeq lists its product as uncharacterized. The transcript has a single exon. NCBI's taxonomy places the organism in Eukaryota, Fungi, Ascomycota, Eurotiomycetes, Eurotiales, Aspergillaceae. Bases 1 to 1842 code for a protein of 613 amino acids. The record is from RefSeq and is a predicted model, not a curated record.
AUGAGCGUCGAACCACCCAUGGUGUCAAACAACAUUUUAGCAGGUAUAACGAACCCCUCGACAGCCUACGGACCAGGAAUGAAAGCUGGAAGAAAGUUCUCUUCGGCAACAGACGAAAGCACCAUCCCCGCCACAAUGCGAGCCCUAUACUACUCGCCCGCAGCAGCGCUAAACAACAACACGUAUCCAACCACCGACUCCCCACGAUUCAGAGAAGAUAGCACAGCCAUCAGCCCGCGAAGCCAAUCCUUAGCCUUCAACCCCAGAGCUGAGUCGAACCCAUUCGGGGACGAGAGGAGAAGCCCCAGCCCCGGAACGAUUCCUGACACAAGAGCCACCUCCGUCGCGAAUCCAAGGGCAAGUGGAAGUUCACUUCCGAGUACCAAGCCAGGCCCAGCGGGGUCUCUUAUUCUGGACAACUCAUUUCCAACUCCGCAGCCGGCAACGCACCAGUACCUGCUUAGAGUACAAACUGCAGCCUUCUGUCAAGAUGAACUGCGUCUCGCGAUGUCACUCAAUCCUCCCAAGACAACGCCGCAGAUUCCGUUGCAUAGUAUUUGUGGUAGGGUUGUCACGACUCCCCCACAGGACCCUGACCGGCCUCUUGGACCGAAGUACAGAAUUGGUGAUGUGGUCUGGGGUCUUCUGAGCUAUGCGCGAGAUGGCGGAGCAGCGGAGUAUGUCGUCGCGAAUGAAGAAGAAUUGGCGCUGAAGCCGUCAAACAGCACAUCCGCCCAAGCGGCUGCGCUGGCUUUGCCUGCCUUAACGGCCUGGCAGGCGCUUUUCAGGGUUGCGGGAAUAGAUCCUGAUGCCCCUGUUGAUGGGAAUGGACAUAAUGGUACCGAGAGCGUGAAUAGGAAGGGGAGUGGUGCUAGUAGCAGCAGAGGGAGUGUUCGGAACAAUGUGAAUGGAGGCAAUGGUACCUCUGAGCAAAGGGACAUGAUACCAAGUCUCAGAAGCCCCAGAAGGGGUAGUGAGUCUUAUGGACGCAAGUUCAGCCUUGCAAGCCUCACUGGCUCCGGCAGUGGUGAGGGCGGACGCAAACUCAGUCUUGCCAGCCUUACUGGUAGGGGCAGUGCUAGUAGCAGUGGCAGCGGCAAUGGUGAUGGAGGACGCAAAUUCAGCUUUUCCAGUAUCGGCAGCAUGGCCGCGGCUGGCGGACGCAGAUUAAGUAUGAUCAAUCCUACUGGUGGUAGCAAUGGAAUUGGCGACGCGCUUAAAAAGAAGAAACCACUGCGGGUACUUGUGACCAACGCCCGAGACAACGAAGUCGGUCGUGUAGCAGUGCAACUGCUACGAGCCGACAAACUUUUCCCGCCGAAGGUUCGGCCCUGGAUCUGCGUGACCUGUACAGUAGCGGAACAGGCCGUUGUCCGUGAUGAUCCGAUGGUGGAUGAGACGCUUGUGAUCCCGCAUCUUCCUACGAAAGAAGAAUGUGAUCUCGGGCUUAUGUUCCGGUCUCGAAGAUGGGGCCCUGUCGAUAUUGUACUGGAUUGUACGGGUGGAGAGGUUUUUCGACAGGCUCAUUCGAAGGAUGUGGUGAGCGACGGUGGGGCUGUCUUGACUGUUGUGGAUCCUGAGCCUACGAAGGAUUCGGCUCAUGAACAGGAGAUGGCGAAACAGCAGAAACGGGGACUCAAAAGUCGGUUUGUUCCUGUGAAUCCUGACGGUGCGGCGCUAAGGCGGAUUACUGAGUUGGUGGAGGCCCGAGUGUUGAGAGGACGAGCGGAACUUCAGGUUGAUCUGGGCAAUGCAGCGCGGUUGCUUGAGGGCAAGGCUGCUGGUGCAGCAGGAAGUCGUCGCGGGGAAAUGAUAGUCGUUCUUGUUAAUCCUAUUUGUUAA